Saprolegnia parasitica CBS 223.65 is the source of this 1839-nucleotide messenger RNA. RefSeq lists its product as hypothetical. Gene Ontology annotation, molecular function: alpha-1,2-mannosyltransferase activity. The record is from RefSeq and is a predicted model, not a curated record. Gene Ontology annotation, biological process: mannan biosynthetic process. The coding region runs from base 37 to 1785 and encodes 582 amino acids. The transcript has 4 exons. Gene Ontology annotation, cellular component: Golgi apparatus. NCBI's taxonomy places the organism in Eukaryota, Oomycota, Saprolegniomycetes, Saprolegniales, Saprolegniaceae.
GGCCGUUGCGAAAAGUUCCAUUUUGGGCGAGGAGGCAUGGCCAGCUUGCCGCGGGCCACGCGCUCCUUGGACCUUCUCCAGGCGCGCCUCAUGCUGCUCUGCCUCGCCGUGCUAAGCGCCGGCCUCGUCUUCUGGGCUCUUGGCGACGACAUGGAGGCCAUUGACGCGUCCGUGGAGCUCCACGCGGACCGCGUCCAUGCGCUCUGGACCGACGAGACGUACCAGUGUCUCGGGUGGCGGGCCACCGCCAACUGCAAUCCGCAUGGCUGGCGCAAGCCGUCCAGAGACCGGGGCUGCAGCGAUGCCAUCGAGGCCGGCAUGAGCGGGUACUGCGAGAUCCGCAACCGGACGAGCGGCGAGAUCUUCCACGUGAUGCUCACGGCGUGCGACAGCAUCAAGGGCAAGAGCUUUACGUGCAUGGAAGCGCGUGACUUUAGCGACUACAGCAUCCGCGCAGCGUCCGCGCCCGCGGUGUCGCUCUCGACGCCGGUGCUGCGUACGUUUGCCAAUGUCACCAACGGCAUCGUCAUGUCCAUCUACCCCAGCGUGCUCCCCAACGUAUAUGCGAUCGUGCGCAUGCUGAGGUUCUACAACUGCCAGCUGCCCAUGGAGCUGUGGUACGAGCCGCACCAGAUGCCCGGCGUGGCGACCAACCCGAUCUUGGUGGCUCUCGAAGCCAAUUAUGGCCCGCUCGUGCUCCGGCCCAUCCACGACAAGCGCGCGACGGGCUACAUGACCAAGCCCUUUGCUGUCGCGCACAGCCAGUUUGAGAACGUCCUCUUCCUCGACUCGGACAAUUUGCCGACGCGGGAUCCGACCUUUCUCUUUACGUCGCCGCAGUUUCUCGCGAGCGGCGCGAUCUUCUGGCCCGACUACUGGCACGACAUGUCAUCGCCCUUUAACGUCCAUGCGCGGUCGCUGCUCUGGGAGCUCGUCGACAUGCCAUUCGUCGACAUGCUCGAGCAAGAGUCGGGGCAGCUCGUCAUUGCCCGGCACCGGUGCGCAACCGCGCUGGCCAAGGUGCUGCAUUACGCGCUGGAGACGCCGCCGCUGCUGCAGAAGUACGGCCUCGUCUGGGGCGACAAGGACUUGUUUCGGCUCGCGUGGCUCAACACGUCGACGCCAUUUGCGUUCGUGCCGCACCCGCCUGCGCUCGGCGGCUUCACGAAAGACGAGUACGUCGACGCGGUCGCGCCGGUCCCGAGCGUCUUGUACUGGCACGCCGUGUCCUUUUGCGGCAUCGCGAUGCUGCAACACGACUUUGACGGGCGCAUCCUCUUUGUGCACCGCAACAGCGUCAAGCUCACGGGCGAGGCGGACCAGACGCCGCUCGUGACGCACGCGCAGACGUCGACGUUGUCGAUGCACUCGAGCCCGCUCCUCGGCCACGGCAAGGCGUACUUUAUCCAACUCUUUGGGCAUACGCUGGGACAGAAGGCGUGCUACUUGCUCACGAGCGCCGGCAAGAUCGAGGCUGUCGACGCCAUCGACGACUCGAUGGCCAAGGUGGAGAAGAUGGCGAUUCACUACGCGAUCGAGGCCGGCGACAUGCUCCGGGCUGUCGCUCGGCGGCGCAAGGAGCUCGGCAGCGGCCACUGGCUGCUGCCCUUCGACGCACUCGACGCUCGCCACUCGGACGAGGAUGCGAUUCCCGUCAUGUACUGGGUAACCGUUCACAUGCUCGUCGGCGGGUUGGCUGGCUGGACAUGGCGACGCCGCCAGCGCUUGGGCACAAAAGGACCGACAAAAGACAGAGCCAUGCCGCCCCCGUACCAGAUUCUGUAGCUGGGGAGGGUUAUAACCUGUACAUACAUAUGACAUUAAUUUGCAAAUUCGGGG